GCGCGUAGCAGUCGUUUCUUUCCUGCCGAGCGGUCCGGUCGCGUGUUACACUGUUUUCCAACUGUUUUUUUUUAGUUUUUUUUUUGUGCUUUGCGCCAUCGUUACGUGAUAAGGAAUUAUACAAAAAAAAAAUCGGACGAUAAAAAAUUCGCAAUUUUCCACUAAACCUUGCGUGCGAGCGACUUUUCUGACUGUGCUGUGAACUUUGCCCUUGUUGGAGCCCUAAGCUAUAACAAUUAAAAGUGUAACGGGUCCGCAUGGCCCGCGCUAUCGCCAGAGCGUCGUCCGCAGUCAGCUACAGCAGUACCACCAACAGCAGCAGCACCACCAUCGACCGUCAUGGUGAAAACGUUCCAGGCGUACCUGCCCCCGCAGUGUCAUCGCACUUAUUCCUGCAUACAUUGCAGGGCCCAUUUAGCCAAUCACGAUGAACUUAUUUCAAAGUCAUUCCAAGGAUCCCAGGGUCGAGCGUACCUAUUCAAUUCCGUGGUGAACGUCGCUUGCGGACCAGCCGAGGAACGAGUACUGCUGACGGGUUUACAUGCCGUAGCCGAUAUUUUUUGUGAAUGCUGUAAAACGACUUUAGGAUGGAAAUAUGAACACGCCUUCGAAUCUAGCCAAAAAUACAAGGAGGGCAAAUUCAUCAUCGAACUGGCCCACAUGAUCAAAGAAAACGGUUGGGACUGACGGUACGAAUAGUGUUGGUCCUGUUCGGCACCACCACAACCCGACCAUCGAACCCGCCGGUUCGGAACCAACGGAUACAGUUUAAGACCGUCAAGAUGUUCUUCGCGUGUCCAACCGCCGGUUGGUACCACCCGAAAUUACACGUAGUGCAAUGCUGCUAUAGACUCCUCCUCCUCCUCUUGGUCCUCUUGGUCCUCAAUUCAAAUUAUUGCUUUUUGGAUUGGACCUAGUAGUAGGGUUCUUGUGGUUAAUAAUCUUUCGAUAUCAUAUUAGUUAAAAGACGUGUUUUCUUAAGAAAAAACCCGAACAUGUAAGUGAGAAUUAAAAGACUUUUUUAUCAAAAAAAAUAAAAACAAACUCUUAUCGUAAAAGUGAUUGACGUCAUAUAGAAAAGAAGUUUCUUAUGCAGGGUGUCUCGGAUGUCAUAUAAGAGUGAUUUUUUUACAGCGGUGUAAGAAGCAGGAUUUUUGGUCUUUUUUUUUGAUUCUACCUGAAAUUUUAAGAAGUUUGAUGGUCACAUGAUCCAGUUUGGCCCAAUAAUUUCCAAGAUAUACGCAAUUGAAAUUUAUAUUUGGGAUAAAGGGAAACCGCUUUCACUUGUCUUGGUUUUCGAGUCAUUGACAACUAUGAAUUGAAUUAGGGUCUUGUCCGGGUGCCGAAUUCAAUGGCGGAAUGCUUAACAGACAUAAAAACCUAGAACAACAAGGAAUCAAUGAAAAUUAGUGAUCUUUAGGUAUUAAAAGCUUAUGGAAAUAGGUUUUAAUACUGUCUGGAAUAGUCUGGAAAGAAUAUUUAAACCGUUAAGAUAUACAAAAUUAAUCUAGUAGCAUUUGACCUGAAUAUCCAAAGAAAUUGGUAUUUCCCUGAAAAUUUUUUCUAUGAACAGAUAUUAUUUAGGGUAGUUUUUUCCAGGCAUUUUCAGUCAUGUUCUUAUGCCUUAGGUAUUUGAAAUAACGUUUAAAAGCCUGCAAUAAUUUAGAGUCGUCGUUUAUUAAUUUUUUUCUCGGGCAUUUCAGGUAAUUUUUUCGUGUUAUUUCAGGGAUUUGAAAUCAUUUCAGAAUUGCCUGGAAUAAUACAAAACCUGAAAACAUAUUUAAAAUAUCAAGUCCAGAAAUAAUUUACCAGCAAAAAUUCGGCAAUAUCCAAUUUUGGAAAUUGGUAUUUCUCCGGAAAAAAAAUUCAUUUUAUUUUAGAUAUUUAAAAUAUAUUUUUUUAAAAAUGUAUUCCUGAAAUUUGAAAUAAAUUUUUAUUUCGUCAAAGGUUUUGAACGCAUUUUUUGUUUUAUUCCAAACAUUCAGAAUAUUUUUAUUGUCUUUUAGGCAUUUGAAAUAAUAUUUAAAAUGCCUGGAAUAAAACUGGAGACCUGAUUUUUAUUCAUAAUAGAUUCUUUUAAAAUUUUGCAUUUUAUUUUUGGAAUUUCGCGUCAUUUUUUGUGUUAUUUCAGAAAUUUUUAAUAGAUUUUAAGAUGGCCUGAUAUUUGAAAUAAUGUUUUAUCUAUUCCAGGAAUUUCGGGCUACUUUUUAUGAACUGCACAUUUUAAAUAUUUUCCAGGCAUUAAAAAUAGAUUUUUAUAUCUUGAAUUUUUUGUUUGAUCUAGGAGUUUAGGAUCACCUUCUAGUACUUUAGUCGAAACACGAUUUUAAAAGCCUACAAUCGUUGUUUUUUUCAUUUUAUUGGAAUUUUUUAUGUUUUACACAUUUGAAAUAAUGUGAAAAUAAGUAUAUAUAUAUAAUAGUCCAGGCAUUUGAAAUAAUUGUUUCCUUUUAUUUCAGGCAUUUCGAAUAUUUUUCUAUGUUUCAGGCAUUUGAAAUUAUAUUUAAAUAAAUGCCUGGAAUAAGAGAAUUUUUUUUUUAUUUCUUUGCAGUAAUUUGAAAUCAUUUUUCUGCGUUGCAAGUAUUUGAAAUAACGUUUAAAAGUCUGAAAUAAUUUGGAGUCGUUACUUAACAGGCAUUUAAAGUUAUUUUUAUUUUCUAUUACAGGCUCUUCAUCGUUUUAAUUUUGUUCCUGGCAUUUCAGGUAAUUUUUUCGUGUUAUUUUAGGUAUCUGAAAUCAUUUUAGAAUUGCCUGGAAUAAUAUAAAACCUGAAAACAUAUUUAAAAUAUCAAGUCCAGAAAUAAUUUACCAGCAAAAAUUCGGAAAUAUCCAAUUUUGGAAAUUGGUAUUUCUCCCGAAAAAAAAUCUCAUUUUAUUUCGGAUAUUUGAAAUAUUUUUUUAAUAAUAUAUUCCAGGCAUUUCAAAUAAAUUUUUAUUUCGUCAAGGGUUUUGAACGAAUUUUUUGUUUUAUUCCAGGCAUUUUUUUAUUGUUUUUUUAGGCAUUUGAAAUAAUAUUUAAAGUGCCUGGUUUCAAACUAGAAAUGAGAUUUUUAUUCAUAAUAAAAUCGUGCAAUAAUUUGUAGUCGUUUUUUCUAGGCAUUUAAAAUAAUUUUUUAUGUCUUAUUUUUUAUAUUUUAAGCACGUUUAAAAAAUAUUUAAAAUGUCAAGGAAUACAAACAUUUAUUGUCUACCAGCAUUUGGAAAUUUCCAGACAAAUUGGUGUAUCUCGGAAAACAUCUCAUUCGAUCUCAGACAUUUGAAAUAAUGUUUUAUCUAUUCCAGGAAUUUCGGUCUUUUUAUUUACUUUACAUUUUAAAUAUUUUCCAGGCAUUUGAAAUAAUGUGAAAAUAAAUGCCUAGAAUAAAAUACAUGAAUAUGAGAGCCUACAAGUAUUUAAAGUCAUUAUUUCCCUGGAAUUUGAAAUAAUAUUUUACAUUUGAAUCCAGGCAUUUGGAGUCAUUUUGAUGUAUAUAACUAGAAACAUGAUUUUAAAAGCCUGGAAUCUAUUUAAGCCGCUUGUUAAUUUAAUUCCAGACAUUUCAAGUAAUUUUUCAUUUUAUUCCGGGCCUUUUGUCGUUUUUAUUUCAUUUAUUUGACGUGUUUUAUAUCUGCCAAGCGUUUGAGGUAAGAUUUCGUGCUAUUUCAGGGAUAUUUAAAAUAAUUUUAGAAUUGCCUUUUAGAAAUAAUAUAAAACUUAAUAGAAAUAAAAAGAUUAACUAUCUACCAGCAUUGGGAAAUCUCUAUGGAUAAAAAUAAAUUCAAUUUCAAAAACCUAGAAUCUGGAAUUCGAAGUCGUUUUCACAUUUUAUUCCAGGCAUUUGAAAUAAUUUUUUCCUUUCAUUCCAGGCAUUUGGAAUAAUUUUUCUGUGUUUCAGGCAUUUGAAAUAAUAUUAAAUUAAAUGCCUGGAAUAAGAGAAAAAGUGUUUAUAAGAGCUUCAAAUUAUUUACGGUCGCUUUUGCAGGCAUUUUUGAGCCUUAAGCAUUUGAAAUAUGUAUUGUUUAAAAUGCCUAGAAUAAAACUGGACACAUGAUUUUAAGAGCUUUAUUUAUAGUCGUUUAAAAAAAAAUAUUCCAAGCAUUUGAAAUAAUUUUUGAUUUCAUUGCAGUAAUUUGAAAUAAUUUUUCUGUGUUUCAGGCAUUUGAAAUAAUAUUAAAAUAAAUGCCUGGAAUAAGAGAAAAAGUGUUUAUAAGAGCUUCAAAUUAUUUACGGUCGCUUUUGCAGGCAUUUUUGAGCUUUAAGCAUUUGAAAUAUGUAUUGUUUAAAAUGCCUAGAAUAAAACUGGACACAUGAUUUUAAGAGCUUUAUUUAUAGUCGUUUAAAAAAAAAUAUUCCAAGCAUUUGAAAUAAUUUUUGAUUUCAUUGCAGUAAUUUGAAAUAAUUUUUCUGCGUUGCAGGCACUUGAAAUAAUCUUUGAUUACAGUGGAAAAAUAUUUUAAAUUCUUUCCAGACAUUUAAAAUAUUUUUCCAAUGCUUUCAGGCAUUUGACAUUUUAUUCCAGGCAUUUUCAGAUUUUUUUUCCUGUGUCCCUUAAGCAUUUGAAUUAAUGCCUGGAAUAAAACCGAAAAUAUGAUUCUAAAAUACCGCCAUCGUUUGGAGUCGUUUUUCCAGGUAUUUCUGCAUUUUAUUUCAAGCAUUUUCUUGUGCUUUAGACAUGUUUAAAAUGCCUGGAAUAAAACUGUAAAAGUGAUUCUAAAAUCCUGGAGUUUUUUAAAUUUAUUGCUUGGAAUCGAUAAAAAUUGACUCUGGAACAAACUGAAAAUUAAGUACAGAGAAAGCUUAUAGAUGUACUGAAAACUGGAAAAUUUUAUCCAAUAUACUUUCAAUAAAAAAACCAAGAAUCCUACUAUUUAUUUUACCUUCUCUCUCACCCUCAAUAUGAUUUAUGAGACACCCUGUAGAGCACUGAGCCCAAAACAUACUUUCAAGUUGCUCUCCCCCCCCCCCCCCCCCCCCCGCAACUAUUCACCCAUAAUAGAAAACAUAUUUAUUCCAUAGUUUGUUGAAUCCAAGCAGAAUGACUGACUAAGACAUUCAUGAAAGAAUUUGUUUGUAGUUAAGACCAGUCAGUAGUAGGUCAAAGUUAUUUGGGAACAAAUGGAGCGAAUGUUUGUUUAUAUAUAUUAAUGGAAUCCCUGGAAAGUCUGUUUUAAAGAUACAUCACACACCGGUGCCGAAAAACUCUAAAAAUAUACGGUCAAGUCGAUAAAAUAGUGAAUGAAAACACGCUAAAAUUAGGUUUUUUGGCACCGGUUGCUUGUUUUUAUUUUUCCUGGAUGACUAUUGAUUUUUACUGUUUUUCUUCUUUUUUUUUUCUAUCCACACCAGAAGCCUAGAUUAUGUGGAUAGAAAAAAGACGGACAGAAAGAAAUACAUGAGAGAACUUAUCGAAAAGCCUUGUAGAUUGUACAAGGUUAUUUGUUAUAUUUGUCCACCCCAAUUCAGUUAAUUGGUUCACUGUGUCCUAUACAGGGUGUGGAAACAAGUAUGGAAAAAACGGUUUCUUUUUAAAUCGGCCUGAAAUAUAAUAUUUAAUUAAAAAACAAAUGGUUUUCGUUUUUAAUGAGACACUUUGUAUUAAAAUUUAAAAAAAAAACACCCUGUAGACUGCUGAUGUUGUACAGGUUAAUUAUGUUUGCCUCAGUUCACUCAAUUGGUCCACUGUGUAGGAAAAAAAUUAAAAAAGUGGUUGUUGUAAAGUACAUUUUUAGUAUACAGUGUGUGACAAAAAAAAAUAUUUUUUUUUUUAAUGUGAGUCGCUCUGUAUUAAAACACGGCCAGGUAUGCCUGGAAUAUUUUUCAAAAUUUAAAUUUAAGAAAAAAAAACAACACAAUAUUGAAAAUAUUUUUGUUUUUAUGUUUUGUUAAAAUUAUGAAUCAAGUAUCCUACAGGGUGAUCUAAAACACAUAAUUUUCCAAAAAAAGAAAUUUUGGUUUUACUUUUAAUUUUUUGAUCAUUCUUAAAUAAAUAGAGGCGGCCACAUUGAUUUUAAAGAAGCUAAUAGAAAAAAUACCCUCUAAAUUACAGGGUCAUUUGCUACCUUUGUCCGUCCCAAUUGGUCCACUGUGUAAAAAACAAUGGUAAAAUUUUUAAAAAAAUGCCAUUUUUAAUAUUCAUAUGCACAGGGUUGUACAAAAAGUAAGGAAAAAUUUGAUUUUUUUUUAGGUAUGCCUGGAGUAUAAUAUUUAAUUAAACAAAUAUAUAAUUUCCUUUUUCAAGGGACACCCUGUACAUUAUUGGUGUUGUACAGAUAAUUUGUUAGUUUUGGCCACCCCAGGUCACUGAAUUGGUCCACUGUGUAACCAGUAAAUGGCAAAUAUAGCAAGCGAUUAUUAUAAUGUACAGUUUUUUUUUGUAUACAGGGUUGGGCAAAAAGUAUGAAAAGUUUGUUUUUUUUUAAUGGGUCACCUUGUAUUGUCCAGGUAUCUUUGGAAAAGUCGAUUUCCAUUUUUGUAUAAUGGAACACCCUGUAUUAAAAGAUCACAUACCUAUGAAUAUAAUUUUUCAUAUAAAUCCAAUUUUUACUUUCUAAAAUGCCCUGUACAAAAAUUUUCGAAAAAAAUUUAAAUAAAUAAUUUUUUGUCAAAAUCACCCUGUAGAUUGAUUAUAUUUGUUUACUCUAGUUCUUUUAAUUUGUCCACUGUGUAAGAACAAAAUGGCGAAAUUAAAUAAAAGCAAGUGAUUGUUGUAAAGUACAUUUUUCGGUAUACAGGGUGUGACAAAAAAGAUAAAAAAUUUUUUUGUUUUUAAUGUGAGUCACCCUGUUUUAGGUAUGCCUGGAAUAUAAUUUUUUUAUUUAAAUGAAAAAUGAGCUAAAUAUUGAAAAAUUAUGAGACCACCCUUUAUAAAUUACGGGUAUUGAACCCCAAUUCAAUUUUGUGGCUCACUGUAUAGAAGGUGACACAGUGAAAUUAGGUUUUGUAAAAUACAAUUACAUAUACAGGGUGAGGCAACUGUAAAAAGCAAGAAAGAUGUUGCUAAUGGGACAUCCUAUAUGGGAAUAUGCCUAGAAGGUUGGGGUUUACAGUUUCGAAAAAAAACUAUUUUAAUCUUUUAAACUUUUUGUAACACCCUGUAUACAGACUUAAAAGAAUGAUUGACAGGUCGAUUUUUCUAAUGACUUAUUUGCAAUUUGUUUUUACUUUUUAAAACAACCUGUAUAGAGCGUGUGCACUUAAAAAAACAUAUAUUUUUAUUUUUAAAUAUACCCUGUAAAUUAUAGGGUCAUUUACUAUCUUUGCCCAACCCAAUUGGCUCUGUUGGUCCACUGUGUAAAAAACAAUGAUAAAAUUUCAUCAUGUAUGUACAGGGUUGAACAAAAAAAAAUUGAGUACUUAAAUUAUAAAUUGACGCAAAAAUUAUGGAUCGUGUAUACAGGGUGACCUAAAAAAACAUAAAUUUCCAAAAAAAACAACAAUUGGUUUAACAAAAAUUUUGGUUUUAUUUUUAAUUUUUCAACGUUAUAAAGUAUUCAGGGCGACCAAUAUACUUAGUUAAAAUAUACAACAAAAUUAAUAAAAAAAGAACUAUUUUGAUUUGACACACCCGGUAGUUACUAUACAGAGAUGUUCAAAUAUGAUUAUUAAUACAAUUCAUUAGUCUACUGUGCGAGAAAAAACUAUAAAAUGCAACAAUUUUUCUCUUAACUUUUUUUUAUACAGGGUGUGGCCGAAAAUAUCAAAGAAUUGUUUGAUGAAAGAUCCGGUAUUAAGAUACGACCUCGAAUAUAAUUUUUAAUUUAAAUAUAGAGUGUCUUAUUUUUAUUUUUUUUACUUUUUCUGUAUACCCUGUAUACAAGCACCAAAAAAAAAAUUGAAUUCUGAUUUUUAGUAUACAGGGUGACCAGUACAUUAAUUUGAAAAAAAAACUGAAACAUACAGUGGCUUUAUUGGUCCACUGUGUAAAAAAAAAUGGUAAAUUUAACAAACUCCUAUAUACAGGAUGUAGCAGAAAAAAUAAAAAUAAAGAUUGGUUGAAUGGAAAUCCCAUUAAAGAGAUAUACAUAGUGUCCUAACCAAGUGUCUCACAUUUUUAAAUUAUGAAAUUUUUUAACUUGGAAGGGAUAUAAUUAUUUUAUUUUAACGGAGAGACCCGGUAUAGGAUCACUUGACAAUGGCAUUCUAUGUCAUUUUUUGACACUUAACUUUGAAAUUAUUUAAUUUAAUUGUGCACUAAAACUCGUAUACAAACGAGCAAAAUUCCAGAAAAUGUGUGAUAUUUUGUACAUUUGGCAACGUCGGAUGCGUGGUCCCAUGCGAACUUUAAAACGCAAUUCGUAGUGCCGCGUUGCCAAAUUUAUAAGAAAAACGUCAAUUUUUAUUUGUUUUUUCACUCAUAACCUAAAAAUUAACCUUUUCGGGUAGAAUUUUUUAAAAAUCAUCUUGUAUAUAUAAAAAUAGUCCUGCUCGACCAGUAUCUCGUGAUGUAUCUUAUAGAUAAUAUACAGGGUGGCCCAAGCAAGAAAAAAGGUUUCGACCCUGUAUAUUUUUUUAUAAACCUUCCCGUAUUAAUUGCUCUGUAAAGUGUAUCUGUGGUAGCGAAGAAAAUUUGUCUGUGUUAAUGUCUGUGGUACAAUACUAAAAAUAAAAUUUAAAAAAAAAACCUUGUUUCCUCGGUUAAAUGUGGUGUGUCGGCAACACUGUAUCCAUAUAUUUUUUUAAAGAAAUUCGGCAACUUUAUUAUUAUCGAUGUGUGACAAUCCUUAAAAAACAAGUAAAAGUCUUUUAUGCCCCAAAUUAUUGGCAAUCACGCUUGUGACACACCACGUGUGACCCUCACGUGUGAUAGGUACAGAAGUGCGUAGUGGAAUGUGUAAUUUUUAUAUAUUGAAUGACGUAGGGAGUAUACGGGGGUGUUCGGGAAAAAUGCGUUUUUUUGAACACCCUGUAUAAGUGCCUGUGAAGUGCGUUCUUAGUUGUACAGUAAGUACCAAAAAAUUUUGGUUUUUGGAAAAGUAGUGAAAGAAGUGAAGGUUUUUUGAGUCGUUGAAUUUUUUUUUUUUUAAAUAAAAUUGGCAACGUCGAUGUUUUGUCCAAUAUUAAGUAUAACACAAGUCAAGGUGGCAUGUUGCCACGUUUAACAAAAAUCAUCAAUUUUAAAGGCCUUUUAAGGCCUUCUUGUGUGUUCCUGGGAUAUUAAUUAUUUUCCAUUUUUAACCAAAAUUGAAUACAUUUUGGUAUUUUUUAUUCAGGCAAAAAAAAGGAUCUUAAAUCCAAAAGUUAACCUCAAAUUUUUUUUCGAAAAUAGAUUAUGCCUAUUAGUCAGAUUUGGUGUGCAACGUUUCGAUUUUUUUUCUUGUAAAUUUGGCAACGUUGAAAAGAUUAUCAGUCGUCCAAUAUUAAUUGACAAUUAGUACCACGUUGCCUUACUUCUAAAAUUAUGAUUUUUUUUUAAACUUCUUCGAUGCUACAAAUGACGUUGCUCUGUUGCCAAAUUUUUUUUAAAAGUCAUACAUUUUUGGAUUUUACAUUAAUAACCAACAAUAAAAAACUGAAACAUUGAUGAUCAAAUUCAAGUAUCCAUAGGUUCACGUUUCGCGCUUAAAAGCAUCAUCAGACGACCUCAACCCUCAAAUUUCAAAAGUUUUUCAACCUAAAUCACGAAAUUGACGAUGAUCUUGAGCAUCGAAACGUGAAAUGCCUGGACGAAAAUUUUUAUUUUAUUUGAAAAUUUCCCAAAAAUCAGUUUGGUACAUAGUGUAUAAGUCUGUUAUAUACCGGGUGGCCCAGAAUUGUGUUGUGAGUCGACAAACAAAUUCUAGGGCCUUUUUAAAGGGAUUUUUGACCAAUUAAGUGGUCAUCCAUUUUUGAAGAAGCAUUGAGCAUAGUAUACAGGAUAAUGGAAAAAAAAUUAAUUGGCUCAAAAAUGUACCUGGUUUUGAAAAAUUGCAGAAGUUUUUGUUUAAAGCUUGGUUCGACCUCCCUCUCACUCUGACACACAUACGUCAUCACUUAAUAAACGCUAUUCCCCGAUUGAUCUCUACAUUAUAUAUAUAUCAUCUUCCCCACUGUAUAAUUUCGCCUUAUAUACUUUCGCAAUAAAAAUUACAAAAAAAUAAACAAACCAUUAUUAUAAAAAUUACACUUAAGGAUAAUGUCACUGUAAUCGCAUAUAAUAUUUUUGUAUUUAACGUGUAUAACGAGCUCUGUAGUGAUGAAUUUUAAAAUUUCGACGCUGCAUUUAGUCGGAAAUUGUGUUUUUUGUUUUGAGAAUUUAUUUGGGAAAUAUCCCACUUUUUAAGUGGAAUUUCGAGAGAUGAUAAAAAGCACGUUUUUUUCGUUGGUUUUUUAUACUUGGCAGUUCAGAGUCACAACAAGUAAAUUGUUUUAAUUAAUUAAUUGUAGAUUGUAAUGAGUUGUUUCUAUUUUAUUAUUUGAUUAUCGUGUAAAAGGUGUCUCAAAUUGGGCAUAGUAUUUUAUUUAAAAAUUGUGGAAUUAAUUCUCUAAUAAAAAUCCUUUACAGGUAAAUAAAUAAAUGAAGGUAAAUUGGUGAAUUAUUGAUCUUUAUGGAUUCACACUAUAAUAGAUCACUUUUUGUACCACAACCCUUGUUUUCUUCAGUAUUUGACCAAUUUACCCACAAAUCUUUGGUCAAGAAUUCACCAGAAUAAUUUGACUUAACAGGGCAUUUAUUUAAAAAAAUUAAAAACCUUAUUUUUAAGUUAAAGGGUUGCAAUUUAUUUUCCGGCGCAUUCACCAAUUUCGCCUACUGCUUGAUGUACGUUCGAUAACGUGGCAGAAGUAUUUGGUGGAUGCGCCGGAUUUAAAUGCAACUUUGAUGUAUUCCAAACGUUUAUUAGUUUUUUGAAAAAAUGAACGUUUUGAGUUUUUCGGAGGCCAUCAUCAUUUUUUUUGUACCUGGAAAAUUGAUGUUACUAGAAAGAAUUUUAAAAAAUGGUAAAUCUGCUAGACCAAUGACACACAGGUGCAUGCACCGGGUUUGACAGCAUAUUUGAUUAUGAUUGUUUUGAUAUAUUACGGUUUUGAAGAUUGUUUAGAUUAGUUUAUUUUAAAAAGCGACGUUUUGAAUUUUUCGAGGACCAUCAUCGAUUUUUUUAUCAUGAAGAAAAUUUGCCAUUUUAAUAUCCAUUUUUCUUGGUUUUUAAGGUACGCGAGAAAAGCUCAAAAAAUAAAAAAAAAUUGAAGGAAAAUGGUGGAUGCGCUGGACCAAUGACACACAAGUAAAUCAUGGAUACAUAUUUGAUAUAUUGCAGUUUUUAAGAUUCAUUAACUUCUUUAAAAAUUGAACUUUAAAAGCGACGUUUUGAGCUAUUCGGAGACCAUCAUCAAUUUUUGUUCAUGUAAAAUUCUUGAAAAAUUUAGGUUAAUAGUAAAAACUCAAAAAUAAUUUUUUUUUAAAGAAAUGGUGCCAGGUUAAUACAGUUUUACAAUAAAUCAGUCCCUGUUAAUCUUCUUUAUGGUAUAUUUUUAUAUUGAGGAUUUUAAACAAAAAAAAAGCAAAUAUACAUUGCUCUUAAAGGUUGAUAAAUAAAACUUGAAAAUAAGAUGAGCUUCAAAUAGCGUUCUCAAAAUUCCAUUCUCCUGUGUGUGAGGCUUUAGAGAAGUCGAUGUAAAAGGCAUGGACCUGAAUACCUUCCUUUAGAGAACUGGACAGAAAAUCAGCAAACGUUAGAAGAUUUAAUUCGUCCAGCAACAAAGCGAAUCUGUUGAUUGAUAAGUUGUGACUGAAGAGAGAGAUACAUCGAUAUAUCGCAGAAUAAAACUGUCAAACAUUAGGAAUGGUACUUAAUAUGCUGAUAGGUCUGCAAUUAAUCACUGAAAUUAAUCACAUUAAAAAGGAAAUUUUUUUCAAUUAUUAAAUGAAAGAAAAUGGUGGAUGCGCUGGUCCAAUGACACACAAGUAAUUGGUGGAUGCGCCGGGUUUGAAUUCAUAUUUGAUAUAUUGCAGUUUCUCAGAUUCAUCAACUUCUUUAAAAAUUGAACUUUAAAAGCGACGUUUUGACUUAUUCGGAGACCAUCAUCAAUUUUUGUUCAUGUAGAAUUCUUGAAAAAUUUAAGUUAAUAGUAUCAAAAAUAACUUUUAAAAAAAUGGUGGAUGCACUUGUCCAAUGACACACAAGUAAUUUGAAUUUAUUUAGUUUUCUUUUAUUUCGGUGAAUGCGCCGAGUUUGAAUGCAUAACUUGAAAUAUUGCAGUUUUAUUAGUUUUCCAAAAACUGGACUUUAAAAGCGACGUUUUUAGUUUUUUAGGGACCAUCAUCAAUUUUUUGUUAUUUAUAUGGAAUUCUUGGGAUCUCAAAAUCCUUCUUUUUUUAUUAGAUUUGAAACGUAUGUGAGAUGAUUAGGAAUAAAAAUUCAAUUAAAUAAAUGGCGAAUGCGCCAGGUUAAUAUAGUUUUACAAUAAAUCAGUCCCUGUUAAUCUUCUUUAUGGUAUGUUUUUAUAUUGAAGAUUUUGAACAAAAAAAAAGCAAAUAUACAUUGCUCUUAAAGGUUGAUGAAUAAAACUUGAAAAUAGGAUCAGCUUUAAAAAGCGUUCUCAAAAUUCCAUUCUCCUGGCGCAUUCACCACAUUUGUACGCUCAUUUCAUUCCUCAAAAAAAAAUCUUGUCAUUGUUAAACUGUAUUUACUUGGCGCUUUCACAAAUUUGUUACAUUUUCGGAAAAAAAAAAUUCCAAGUUGAAAAAAAUUGAAGGUGGCCUCGAAAAACCGAAACGUUCCUUUAAAAAAAAUAAAUUUUUCAAAAAUAAAACCGCAAAUAUUAUGGUUCCAGUUAUUCUCGUUAAAUUGUAAUGCCUUGCCCGGCGUAUCCACCAACUUCUUUCACUGAACACUAAUUUUUUAUUUCAUUCCAGGAAUUUGGAAUAUUUUUUUUUUGUUGUGUUUCAGCCAUUUGAAAUAAUGUUUAAAUCGACUCUUGGCAUAACAGAACACAUGAAUAUAGACGCCUGGAAUCGGCCCGGUGCCUUCACCAAUUUAUUUUGCCACGUAAUCAAUUAAUUUUCUACUAUAUUAUUUUCGAAUUUUUACUCCUAACCGUACUUUUUUUUAUCUUACACUUGCUGGUAGUUAAUCAAAAGGUAUUUAAAUCCCAAGAAUUCAAUAUAUAAAAAAAAACAAAUUGACUGAUGAUUUCAACAAAAGGCAACCCAAACGUGCAAAGGAAAAUCUCUAAAUAUAAUUUUUUUCAAUUAUCUUCUUAAAUGCAGCGCCUUGCCUGGAGCAUCCACCAACUUCUUGCAUCGACCAUCUUUCCAUAAUUUUUUUUUUGCUUUCAAAAUAUUUAUUUUGUUUCUAAAAACAGAUUAAAAAAAAAGAAUCUUAUAAGAUCAACAGAAAAUGCUUAUUGCGAAAAUUUCACUCGCCCGGCGCAUGCACCAAUUUUCUACAUCCACUAUUUUCGUGUAAUUUUUAUUGCUUGCCCAGUCUCCAGUGAGUUUGCUAAUUAUUAGAGAGAUAAAGAGAGUUGAUGAUGGUACCGUUAAAUAUAAACCCUUUAUUUUUAGGUUUUUCUUCAAUGACAUUUAGUAAAAAAAAAAAAAAAAAAGAAUUCUGAAAACCUGUAAAAAGUAACAUUUUUUUCAUUGUAAAUUUGGAAACGUUUCCCGGCGUAUCCACCAUUUUCUCCUACUUUUUUUAAUUUAAUAGUGCUGGUCGCCUGUAAGGGAUAUCAACAUACAUAUUUGAGACAUCUCUCGAUAACAUUAGUAUUUACCUUCCUUAGAAAGAAUCUGUUUUGUUUAUUUGUGAUAGUCUUUUGUGAUAUGUUUUAUUUUUUUCAUUAAAAAAAAAAAAGAAGGAAAUGCGUUAAAAUUUUUUAUAAAGGGUGCCAUAUUUAGUAACCCUAUAAGGCCUCCAAUAUGUGCCCAAAACCCACUAAUAAAGCAAUUAUUAUUAAGUUGUAUAAGGGGUUUAUGGACAUAUAAGUUAGUGUGGUAGAGGCAUUUCAUUUUUAUCCCCCUCCCCUCCCCAUUAAUAAUGCAAUUCCUUUUUUUUUAAAAUUUAAGUAGCGUCAAUUUAAUUAUUCUCGUAUUAAUUGUUUAACCAAUUUUGUAGGUUAAUAAUAAUAAUAAUAAUGAUAUAGACGUUACGUGUGUAAAUGUCACCACGGUUUCAUAAUCAUACUGCCAGUAGGUGUUAGUCGGUGUCAUAAUAUUCAUUAUAUUUAUGGUAAAGUUAAUACUUUUUUUGUAUUGUUUUUCCUCUUAGUUGAACGUUUUAGCCAAUAAGAUUUUUUUUUUUUAGUUUAAUCGAGUAAAACCUAUGGUUUUUUGUAAACUUACAUAAUAAACUUAAAUUAAUAAGUAA
Anthonomus grandis grandis is the source of this 14262-nucleotide messenger RNA. RefSeq names its product protein yippee-like 2. The record is from RefSeq and is a predicted model, not a curated record. Lineage: Eukaryota; Metazoa; Arthropoda; Insecta; Coleoptera; Curculionidae. The coding region runs from base 340 to 687 and encodes 115 amino acids. The transcript is spliced from 5 exons.